Messenger RNA from Lacerta agilis (Sand lizard), 8048 nucleotides. RefSeq names its product fatty acid synthase (gene FASN). The record is from RefSeq and is a predicted model, not a curated record. Lineage: Eukaryota; Metazoa; Chordata; Lepidosauria; Squamata; Lacertidae. The coding region runs from base 276 to 7811 and encodes 2511 amino acids. Gene Ontology annotation, biological process: fatty acid biosynthetic process. Gene Ontology annotation, molecular function: phosphopantetheine binding; fatty acid synthase activity; 3-oxoacyl-[acyl-carrier-protein] synthase activity. The transcript is spliced from 43 exons. Gene Ontology annotation, cellular component: cytoplasm.
GCCACUGGAGGUGGUGGCUGUUUAAAUAAGCGCCGAGAGCUAGAGGGAGACAGUGAGAAAGGGACGCCGAGCGCAGAUAGGCGGCGCGGGCAGCUUCAGUUACGCAUCGGGCACCGACGAGGAGGGAGAGGGACUUGGCGGCCAGGGACUUGGCGGCCGGCAGCGUAGCAGUAGCAGUAGCAGCAGCGGCGGGGCUUUUCAGCGCGCCUCCUUCGCCGCUCACCUUCCAGCGGUGGCUGCCGAUCUCAAGGACCUGAGCAGAGACGAGUUGCGAGAUGGAGGAAGUGGUGGUUGCAGGCAUAGCAGGGAAGCUGCCAGAAUCAGAAAACUUGCAAGAGUUUUGGGAAAAUUUGAUCAAUGGAGUGGACAUGGUCACAGAAGAUGACCGGAGAUGGAAACCAGGACUGUAUGGACUGCCCAGGAGAAAUGGGAAGCUCAAGGACAUCAGCAAGUUUGAUGCCUCCUUUUUUGGAGUUCACCCAAAGCAAGCUCACACGAUGGACCCUCAGCUCCGACUGCUGCUGGAAGUCUCGUACGAGGCCAUUUUAGAUGGCGGAAUUAAUCCAGCUUCCAUUCGGGGCACGGACACAGGUGUGUGGAUUGGUGUGAGUGGGUCAGAAGCUGGUGAAGCGUUUAGCGUAGACCCUGAACAGUUGCUGGGGUACAGUAUGACUGGCUGUCAACGUGCUAUGUUUGCCAACAGAAUUUCAUACUUCUUUGAUUUCAAAGGACCAAGUAUGUCCAUCGACACAGCGUGUUCCUCUGGCCUCGUCGCUCUGGAAAAUGCUUAUAAAGCAAUCCGCAGUGGACAAUGCAGCUCAGCCCUUGUAGGCGGAGUCAAUCUCGUACUGAAGCCCAACACUUCUGUGCAGUUCAUGAAGCUUGGCAUGCUUAGUCCUGAGGGUGCCUGCAAAUCCUUUGAUGCUUCAGGGAAUGGAUACUGCCGAUCAGAAGCUGCUGUAGUUGUUUUCCUGACCAGGAAGUCCCUAGCCAAACGGGUUUAUGCUACCAUAGUCAAUGCUGGGUGUAAUACCGAUGGAUUUAAGGAGCAAGGUGUAACGUUCCCCUCUGGAUGGAUGCAGCAGCAGUUGGUCAGUUCCCUGUACAGGGAGUCUGGGAUUAAGCCUGAGGAAGUGGAAUAUAUAGAAGCUCAUGGCACAGGCACCAAGGUUGGAGAUCCUCAGGAAGUGAACGGGAUCGUCAAUGUCUUUUGCCAAUCGGAUCGACCACCACUGUUGGUUGGAUCAACUAAAUCUAACAUGGGUCACCCAGAACCUGCUUCUGGUCUUGCUGCUUUAGCAAAGGUGGUUCUCUCUUUAGAGCAUGGUCUGUGGGCACCCAACAUUCACUACAACACCCCAAAUCCAGAUAUUCCUGCCUUACUAGAUGGUCGUAUACAAGUCGUUACUAAACCAACCCCCACAAAAGGUCACCUUUGUGGAAUCAAUUCCUUUGGCUUUGGAGGGUCAAAUGCCCAUGUCAUUCUGAGGCCCAAUGAGAAGACAUCUUCCUCCCCGGAGACUCAUCAUUUGCCACGAUUGGUGCAGUUUUGUGGAAGGACUCAAGAAGCAGUAGAGGCGUUAAUAGAACAGAGCAGAAAUCUGCAGCAACACACAGCACUUCUGAGCAUGCUCAAUGAUAUCUCUGGGAUACCUGUGUCAUCCAUGCCUUACAGGGGCUACACCUUGGUUGGCAGCGAGAGCGAUGUGAAGGAGCUUCAGAAUGCUCAGUCCUCGGGGCGGCCUCUGUGGUACAUCUGCUCAGGCAUGGGCACCCAGUGGAAAGGAAUGGGGCUUAGCCUGAUGCAGCUCGAUCUCUUCCGGCAAUCCAUCUUGCAUUCAGACGAGGCUCUGAAAGACACGGGCCUGAAGGUGUCCGAUCUACUCCAGAGCACGGAUGAGAACACCUUUAACGACACUGUCAAUGCUUUCGUUGCACUUGCUGCUAUUCAGAUUGCACAGAUCGAUCUUUUAAAGGCCAUGGGUUUGCAGCCUGAUGGAAUCGUCGGUCACUCAGUUGGGGAGCUAGCCUGUGGCUACGCAGAUAACUCCUUAAGUCACGAAGAGGCUGUUCUUGCUGCCUAUUGGAGGGGCCGGUGCAUCAAAGAGGCCAAGCUACCACCAGGAGGCAUGGCUGCUGUUGGUCUGACGUGGGAGGAGUGCAAACGCAAGUGCCCUGCCGGUGUGGUACCUGCCUGUCACAACUCUGAAGACACUGUCACUGUUUCAGGGCCUCAGGACUCUGUGGUCAAAUUUGUAGCCAAGCUGAAAGCAGAAGGUGUAUUUGCUAAAGAGGUGCUCAGCGCAGGAGUUGCUUUCCACUCAUACUAUAUGGCAUCCAUUGCACCAGUGCUGCUUAGUGCCCUGAAGAAGGUUAUUCCCAGUCCAAAGCCUCGUUCCUCCCGCUGGAUCAGCACUUCCAUCCCUGAAUCUCAGUGGCAAAGCGAUCUGGCUCAGAACUCUUCUGCUGAGUACCAUGUGAAUAACCUUGUGAGCCCAGUAUUGUUCCAGGAAGGCCUGAGACAUAUUCCAGAAGAUGCUGUGGUCGUGGAGAUUGCCCCACAUGCCCUUCUGCAGGCAAUCCUGAGAAGAGCUUUGAAGCCAACCUGCACCAUUUUACCCUUGAUGAAGAAAGAACAUAAAAACAACCUGGAAUUCUUCCUGACACACAUUGGAAAAAUCCACCUUACAGGAAUCAAUGUCCUUGCGAACAAUCUGCUUCCACCUGCUGAAUAUCCUGCUCCUGUGGGGACUCCCCUUAUCUCCCCUUACAUUCUCUGGGACCACAGUCAGACAUGGGAUAUCCCAAAAGCUGAAGACUUCCCAACGGGCGCUGGUGGUUCUGGAUCAGCAACAGUGUACAAUAUUGAUGUGAAUCCUGAAUCACCGGAUAAUUAUUUGGUGGGUCACUGCAUUGACGGCAGGGUUCUGUACCCAGCCACUGGCUACUUGGUGCUGGCCUGGCGCACUCUGGCAAGAUCUCUAGGGACCUCCAUGGAAGAAAUGCCUGUCACGUUUGAAGAUGUUACAAUCCACCAGGCAACAAUACUACCUAAGAAAGGUGCAACACAGCUAGAGGUGAGACUCAUGCCAGCUUCUCAGCGUUUUGAAGUGUCUGGGAAUGGAAAUCUGGCUGUGAGUGGAAAAAUCUGCCCUUUGGAAGAAACCGCUCUGAAUAACUUUCGCAACCAGCAAACUGAUUUGGAGAUCCAGCCAAAUACAUGCCCAGACAUCCUUUUAACCAAGGCGGACAUUUACAAAGAGCUUCGUCUGCGUGGCUAUGAUUACGGGCCAACAUUCCAGGGACUCCUGGAAUCCAGUAGUAAUGGGAAUGCUGGGAAGGUGUUGUGGAGCGGGAAUUGGGUGACAUUCCUUGACACCCUGCUGCAUUUGAUCAUCUUGGGGGAAACAGGAAGAAGCCUGCGCUUGCCAACCAGAAUCCGCUCCGUUUGCAUUGAUCCAAAGUUACACCGAGAACGUGCACACAAAUACAAUGAUGAGGUUGAAGCUUUUGAUGCUGUUGUGGACCGCUGCUUUGACACCAUCACAGCAGGAGCUGUCCAGAUCUCUGGUCUUCACGCUAGUGUGGCUCCUCGCCGACAGCAGGAGCAGACCCCUCCCACACUUGAGAAAUUUUGCUUUGUGCCAUAUGUGGAGAAUGGCUGCUUGUCCUCCAACGCCCAGCUUCACUCCAGCUUUGAACAUUGCAAAGAGUUGAUCCAGAAAUUACAGAAGAAGAUAGCAAAGCAUGGAGUCAAGUUGGCUAUUCCAGGGCUAGAGAAUAUAAAGACAUCUGCACAGAUGGAACCUGGGCAGAAGGGCCUCCUGCACAUCCUUGCUGAGAUCUGUCGCCUGGAGCUGAACGGAAACCUCUACUCAGAGCUGGAACAGGUUGUGACUCGAGAGAAGCUGCAUCUUCAAGAAGACCCCCUCCUCAAUGGCUUGCUGGAUUUUGCUGAGUUGAAGACCUGUGUGGACGUGGCACUGGAGAACAUCACCAGCCGCAAGAUGAAGAUAGUCGAGGCCCUGGCAGGAGACGGGCAGUUAUACUCGCGUGUCACAAGCAUCUUAAACACUCAACCCAUGCUUCAACUGGACUACACUGCCACUGACAGAGCCCCAGAAAUAUUGGCAUCCAAUGAGAGCCGUUUGCAAGAACUUGGUGUUUCUACUGAGCAGUGGGACCCUGCAAGCCCUCCUUCUGGAAAUCUGGCAAAUGCUGAUCUCCUCGUGUGCAACUGCGCACUGAACCCUUUCAGGAAUCCAGCAGAGGUGCUCUCCAACAUGGCGGCCACAGUGAAGGAUGGUGGUUUUGUCUUACUGCACACUCUUCUGAAGGGAGAAACUCUUGGAGAAAUUGUCAGCUUCCUCACAUCUCCCGAGCUGAAGGAGAAACCUGGUCUCUUGACUCAGGUAGAAUGGGAGGACUUACUUAGCAAGGCUGGUCUGAAUUUGGUAGCUGUAAAAAGAUCCUCCUUUGGCGCAACCAUCUUUUUAUGCCGCCGGCCAGUUCCUGCGAAGGAGCCUGUUUUCCUGCCAGUGGAUGAAGCUCACUACAAAUGGGUGGAACCUUUGAAGGAGAUGCUAGCAGAACCUUCUGAACAUCCCGUGUGGCUAACGGCUACCAGCUGUGGUACUUCAGGAAUCGUUGGCAUGGUGAAUUGCCUGCGCCAAGAGCCUGGGGGCAACAGGAUCAGGUGCCUUUUUGUUUCCAACCUGGACUCCUCUUCUCCGAAACCCUCCACCACCCCUUCUACCAAGCAGAUGCAAACGAUUCUGCAGAAUGACCUGGUGAUGAAUGUUUAUCGUGAUGGGAAGUGGGGCUCUUUCAGACACCUCCUGCUAAAACAAGCUCAACCUCAAGAGCUGACUGAAUAUGCAUUUGUGAAUGUAUUGACGCGUGGGGAUCUUUCCUCUCUCCGUUGGAUCGCUUCUCCGCUUCGCCACUUCCACACAACCAAUCCCAAUGUCCAGCUCUGCAAAGUCUAUUACGCAUCUCUCAAUUUCCGUGACAUUAUGUUGGCUACAGGAAAACUCUCCCCAGAUGCCAUUCCAGGAAACUGGACAUUGCAGCAAUGCAUGUUGGGAAUGGAGUUCUCAGGAUGUGACCCUGCAGGGAAAAAAGUGAUGGGGUUGCUACCAGCUAAAGGACUGGCUACAGUGGUCGACUCUGACAAGAGGUUUCUGUGGGAGGUUCCACAAAACUGGACUCUAGAAGAGGCAGCCUCUGUUCCUGUGGUAUAUGCUACUGCUUACUAUUCCUUGGUGGUCCGGGGCGGCAUGAAGAAGGGCGAGACUGUGCUCAUUCAUUCUGGCUCAGGUGGUGUGGGCCAAGCAGCCAUUGCUAUUGCCCUCAGCAUGGGCUGCCGCGUCUUUACUACUGUGGGCUCUAAAGAGAAACGUGAAUAUCUCCAAAAAAGAUUCCCACAACUUGAUGCGAAUAGCUUUGCCAGCUCUAGAAAUACCUCAUUCGAGCAACAUGUACUGAAAACCACCAAUGGUAGAGGUGUCGACUUGGUAUUGAACUCCUUGUCAGAGGAGAAGCUCCAGGCCAGUCUGCGUUGCCUUGCUCAACAUGGACGCUUCCUGGAAAUAGGCAAAUAUGACCUGUCCAACAACACACCGCUUGGAAUGGCCCUUUUCUUGAAGAACGUGGCUUUCCAUGGGAUCCUUUUAGAUGCCAUUUUUGAGGAGGGAAACCAAGACUGGGAAAUAGUGUCCAACUUGCUGAUGAAGGGCAUAAGAGAUGGUGUGGUGAAACCUCUGCGGACCACUGCCUUCAACAGAGAAGAGGUAGAAGCUGCCUUCAGAUACAUGGCACAAGGAAAACACAUUGGAAAAGUUGUGAUCAAGGUCCACGAAGAAGAGAAAUGUUCCACAAAGGAAGCUAAGCAAACCCAGCUCUCUGCCAUAUCCAGGACUUCUUGCCCACCAAAUAAGACGUACAUUAUCACAGGAGGCCUUGGGGGAUUUGGGCUGGAGUUGGCUCAGUGGCUGAUCGAAAGAGGAGCAAAGAAGCUUGUGCUAACAUCUCGUUCCGGCAUCCGAACUGGUUACCAGGCUAAGCGUGUCCAAGAAUGGAAACAGCUGGGCGUCCAAGUUCUCGUGUCAACCAGUGAUGUCGGGACUCUUGAAGGGGCACAACACUUAAUACAAGAAGCUUCUCAGCUUGGACCAGUUGGGGGCAUCUUCAACUUGGCUAUGGUCUUGAAAGAUGCUAUGCUGGAAAAUCAGACACCAGAACUUUUCCAGGAAGUCAACAAACCCAAAUAUUCAGGGACACUUAACCUGGACCAGGUAACCCGUCAAAAGUGCCCAGAGCUGGACCAUUUUGUCGUUUUCUCUUCGGUAAGCUGUGGAAGAGGAAAUGCCGGGCAGAGCAAUUAUGGUUUUGCCAACUCCACCAUGGAGCGCAUCUGUGAACAGCGACGGCAUGAUGGACUUCCAGCCCUGGCAGUACAGUGGGGCGCUAUUGGUGACGUGGGUAUCGUCUUGGAGACAAUGGGCACCAACGAUACUGUGGUUGGAGGGACUCUGCCACAGAGGCUCAGCUCAUGCUUGGAAGUUCUGGAUCACUUCCUCAACCAGCCUCAGCCUGUCAUGUCCAGUUUCGUCCUGGCAGAAAAAGUGUUGGCAAAAAGUGAUGGGGCCAGCCAGAAAGACCUCGUGGAGGCUGUCGCGCACAUUCUCGGUGUUCGUGACAUAAGCAGCCUAAAUGCUGACACCUCCCUGGCUGAUCUGGGCCUGGAUUCUUUGAUGGGUGUAGAAGUGCGGCAAACCCUGGAGAGGGACUAUGACAUUGUCAUGCCAAUGAGGGAUGUUAGGUUGCUGACCAUUAACAAACUACGGGAAUUUUCUUCUAAACCAGGGAGCACAGACACAUCAUCCCAUGAGACAAAAGGCAGUCAAGCAGAGCAACUCAGAUUGAACUUUAACAACCUGUUGGUUAAUCCAGACGGACCAACUGUCUUGCAACUGAAUGAGGUGAAAAGCAUGGAGCCGCCUCUCUUCCUCAUUCACCCUAUUGAGGGAUCUGUCUCAGUUUUCAACAACCUUGUCUCUAAACUACGUAUACCAAGCUAUGGACUUCAGUGCACAAAAGCUGCUCCUGUGGACAGUAUACAGAGCCUGGCAUCCUAUUACAUUGACUGCAUUAAAAAAGUGCAGCCAGAAGGCCCCUAUCGGAUUUCUGGAUACUCCUUUGGUGCCUGUGUUGCUUUUGAAAUGUGUCGUCAGCUUGAAGCUCAGCAGAAUCCCUCCCAUUUACCCAACACCCUGUUCCUGCUUGAUGGUUCUCACUCCUAUGUAGCAGCACACACUCAGAGCUACAGAGCCAAGCUAACUCCAGGAAACGAGGCUGAAGCAGAAACCGAAGCAUUGUGUGCCUUUGUUCAGCAGUUCACUGGCAUGGAAUACAAUAAGUUGCUGGAGGUUCUUCUACCCCUACCAGAUAUGGAAUCUCGUAUAAGCGCGUCUGUUGAUCUGAUAACUCAAAAUCACAGAGAGCUCAGCCACGAGGCCCUUGUCUUUGCUGCUGCUUCCUUUUACAAGAAGCUGAAGGCAGGAGACAAGUAUGUGCCUCAGAGCAAGUAUCAUGGCAAUGUGAUGCUACUGAAAGCAAAGACCCACAAUGAGUAUGGAGAAGGUCUUGGAGGAGACUACAAGCUCUCAGAGGUCUGUGAUGGAAAAGUAUUUGUCCACAUUGUUGAAGGGGACCAUCGCACGAUCCUGGAAGGAGAUGGUGUUGAGUCAAUUACUGGGAUCAUCCAUAGCUCGUUGGCAGAACCUCGGGACAGUGUUCGAGAAGGCUAGAUACUUGAGAAACUUUGUUGUCAUUGCUAGAGAGAAUUCAAAGCUAACCCUUAGGACAAGCCCAGGGAACUCUUCCUGUAAUCCAUCAUGUCAUCUGCUCCGCAGCCAAGUCUAGGAUGUCCAAAUGACCAGAGUCCCCCCUCCCUUCUCUCUCCAGUACACUGACAUUAUUUUUGCACUGUUGCAAGGACCUGUAUCAAGGGCAACAUUUUACACCAUUUGCAGUACAAACACACA